Molecule: messenger RNA, 1443 nt
Organism: Fimicolochytrium jonesii
Lineage: Eukaryota; Fungi; Chytridiomycota; Chytridiomycetes; Spizellomycetales; Powellomycetaceae
Exons: 6
Coding region: 1-1443 (480 amino acids)
Source: RefSeq, a predicted model, not a curated record
AUGGCGGCUGAGCAGGCGUCCUUCUUGAAACCUUUCUUGAGGGGCCCCACGUCGGAAGGGUUCACCACCGCGCUCGAGCAGAUUGCGUGGGCCGGUCACACGAUGGUAGUGCGGUCCCUUUUUGAGCGUUUCGGCGAUACCACUCCGAAAAAGGCGGUUGUGGUUACUCUGGAAGCCGCGGCUUCCGCUCGCCGCGAGGAGACUAUAUUGGUAUUGCUCAAGAGAGUCGGCGAACGAAUGCAGGACCGAGAUCCCGCCGUUCUUUUAGGGUUCAGACGUCAACGCGGCAGCAUGGUCGUUGGCGGGCUUGCCAUCUAUGGUCGUUCAGUUGAUUGGUGCAUGGUCACAUUCGCAGCCAUAAUACGCCGUACGCCACAGGAAGGGACGAAUAAAAGCAUAUGGGCCGAAGCCUUGGAGCGCUGCUCUUUGACGGAUUGUGCGAUGACCGACCAAACCGCGAUCAUACGGGCAUGCGAUAUGCUUUGCUCCGCGCUCGGCGCCGCUGAGCGCGAUGAUACUGCAGAAUACGAUAGUGUGGUUCACUGUCUCCGGGGUCUGUUCGCGAGCUGCAAGGAAGGCGACAAUUCCCGAUGGAGACCGUCAGGCAGGCUUGAUCUCCUUCGGAUAUUACUCCGUGGAGUUGUCGAGACCAACGAUCAAAGCGACCCACGUGAUAGCUGGGACACCACCGUGAGUGAUCCCUGGGGAGAGAGACCCAUCCGAAGGGGAGAGGAUGGCGGCCGGCGAAAGAGGUGCGCAGCAGCUCUUACUAGCCAUCAAGGCAAAGAACCGAUGAAGGACCCGGAUGAAAUCUUAACCGCCCUAUUGGACUGGGAUGGAUUUCGCGACAAGUCCGACGGCGGGGAUAUUGUACCCCAAUGGAACGAUCGAGCCGAGAACUUUUUUGCUGAAUGCCUUGAACAAGCCGCACGAGAAAAUAGUCUUCCGGUUGUUCGAAUGUUGCGAAUAGGAACACCUGUUCCGGACCAUACGCUCUAUAGCUUGCUGGCGAAGUGCGAGCCAGUAACGCUGGAGGUUCUGUUGGACGAAGAAUCACGAACACAUUCGGACACCGACGAGGGCCACACCAUGCCCGCGAAUGCUACAUAUGGGAAGGACGCAGCAGCAGUCGCAGCAAUGAUUAAAAGGCCGCGAUGGUGCCACCGGCACGAGACGUUGAAUAAUUCUGAAUACGCUUUCUGGCCUGUCUUUUCGAUAUGCUCGGGCGAUGAUGGGUUGCGGUGCGGCCAUUAUCGCACUGAGCUGAGCAAUACGUGUUCCAUCGAUCCCCCAUACGACCGCAUUCUUUUGCCCUUCUCGUGGCUUGGGGUGGCUACAUCAAUGCCCGACAAUGAUCGAAGAUCGAAGAUCACUGCCGCUGUCGCAGCAUUGCAGGAAUAUAUAGCAGAAAAUGGCCGAGAAGUAUCUGGUGGAUGGGUUUGA